Messenger RNA from Octopus bimaculoides (California two-spot octopus), 1789 nucleotides. Its product is annotated as pseudouridylate synthase 1 homolog. The record is from RefSeq and is a predicted model, not a curated record. Lineage: Eukaryota; Metazoa; Mollusca; Cephalopoda; Octopoda; Octopodidae. Gene Ontology annotation, cellular component: nucleus. Gene Ontology annotation, molecular function: RNA binding; pseudouridine synthase activity. Gene Ontology annotation, biological process: tRNA pseudouridine synthesis; mRNA pseudouridine synthesis.
CAGCAUGAUGAUGACAAUAAUGAUGACAGCAAAACUCCUUCGAAGCUUCUUAAAAAAUCCGAAGCAAACAUUCCUAUCCGAACUGAUCGGAAACGUAAAGUAGCAUUGUUAAUGGCAUACUCUGGAGAGGGUUACUAUGGCAUCCAAGUUAAUUCCGCUUUCCCAACAAUCGAGAGUGAACUGUUCAAAGCACUGGUUGCUGUCGGACUCGUGCCACAAGACCAUGUAGACAACCCAUAUAAGAUGUCUUUCCAAAGAGCUGCUCGUACAGAUAAAGGUGUGUCUGCUGUUGGACAAGUUGUUUCACUGAAGAUGUUGAUAAAUGUGGAUAAUUUGAUUGAUCGACUCAAUGAGACACUUCCAACACAGAUCAGAAUCUUGGGCAUGCUGCGUACGACAAAUUCUUUCAACAGUAAGAACCAUUGUUCACAUCGUACAUACAUUUAUGUGAUGCCAACGUUUGCACUGACUCCUGUAGAAGAGAAUGUUGUUUUAGAUUACAGAAUAGAUGAAAGCAAAUUGGAUGAGCUGAACAGCGUUUUAAGUUUGUUUAAGGGAACACAUAAUUUCCAUAAUUUCACCUCUGGACGGAAAUUCUCUGACCCAAGUGCCAACCGUUACAUUAUGGAUUUUAAGGCAGGAAAACCAGUGGUCAUCGAUGGUCUAGAGCUGGUCACUAUCAGGAUUCAAGGCCAAAGUUUUAUGCUGCAUCACAUUCGUAAAAUGAUCGGUUUAUCAAUAGCCAUUGUUCGAGGAUUUUGUGGGAAGGAUGUCAUUGAUCUUGCAUGGAAGGCUGAGAAAGUUGAUGUUCCCAAAGCACCAGGAUUGGGCCUUGUUCUAGAAAGGUUGCAUUAUAAUGGUUACAAUAAACGGUUUGGCAAUGAUGGCAUCCAUGAACCUUUAGUAUGGGAUAAAUAUGAUGAGCAAAUGGAGAACUUUAAAGAAGAAUUUAUCAUGAAAAACAUCGUUGAGAAGGAGAAAGAAGACAAAUCCCUCUUCAACUGGCUGCCUUGCCUCCAUCAUCACUACUACAAGGCUCAUGUUGGCCCCAUUGCUGGGAAGUCGUCACUCCACCAUGCGAUGCGGAAACUGUAUAAGUUAGAGAAAGCAAAGUUAGACGUUGCACAACCAGCAUGAAAGGAAACAGAGGUGGGGGACGGGGGUGGGGUGGGUAGGAGAGAAGACGAAGAAGAGAAAGAGAAUAAGAAUAGGAUAACAUCUCAAGAAAUAACAAACAAACAAACAAACAGAAAAACACGUUUAUGUUUUAAAUAAUUGAGAGACAAUACCAGCAUGAGAGAAAAAAUAAAAUCAAUAAUUAGUGUUGAUAUACAGGGUUGGCCAUAAGUCCCCCGACAGUAAAUCAAAAUUCCAUAAAUACUUUCUGUAAUUCUGUCUUGACUCGAAUGGAAAAAUGUGUCGCUCAAGAAGGACUUCAGUUUGAACAAUUUUCAUGAUGUUUUAUAUUUAGAUGCUUUUAUUAAAUUCAGUCAGUUGUUAUAUAGCUUCAUAUACGAGAAGGUGCUGGAAAGUUCCUGGCUUUGGGUAAAAGAAAAUACAGGAGAAUCAGUUAAUUAUGAUUUUAUCCGAUAUAUUCCCCUCUCAGAUUCACACACUUAUUGCAGUGAUCCUACAGUUUUUCUAAGCCUUGUAAAAGAACUUGGAAGGUUGGGUCUCCAACCAUGCCUUCCAUGAUACCCUUGACGCCAGGAACUUUGUAGUAUUCCCUCAUAUGAUAAUUAUAAGGUGAAGACUACAAAUUAUUUUGGUAAAUAAAUGGUUAAUGUUA